ACUCAUUGCACCUUCCUGCCACCCCAGGCAGUGUCUGGGCCCUCAGCUCCCCCUCCCUCCACCUACCCCCUCACACCCACCACUACGACCCCACGGGAUACCCAGCCCAGACGGAGGAAACACCGAGCCUAGAGACAUGAGAGUUGGAGGAGCAUUCCACCUUCUACUCGUGUGCCUGAGCCCAGCACUGCUGUCUGCUGUGCGGAUCAACGGGGAUGGACAGGAGGUCCUGUACCUGGCAGAAGGUGAUAAUGUGAGGCUGGGCUGCCCCUACGUCCUGGACCCUGAGGACUAUGGUCCCAAUGGGCUGGACAUCGAGUGGAUGCAGGUCAACUCAGACCCCGCCCACCACCGAGAGAACGUGUUCCUUAGUUACCAGGACAAGAGGAUCAACCAUGGCAGCCUUCCCCAUCUGCAGCAGAGGGUCCGCUUUGCAGCCUCAGACCCAAGCCAGUACGAUGCCUCCAUCAACCUCAUGAACCUGCAGGUAUCUGAUACAGCCACUUAUGAGUGCCGGGUGAAGAAGACCACCAUGGCCACCCGGAAGGUCAUUGUCACUGUCCAAGCACGACCUGCAGUGCCCAUGUGCUGGACAGAGGGCCACAUGACAUAUGGCAACGAUGUGGUGCUGAAGUGCUAUGCCAGUGGGGGCUCCCAGCCCCUCUCCUACAAGUGGGCCAAGAUCAGUGGGCACCAUUACCCCUAUCGAGCUGGGUCUUACACCUCCCAGCACAGCUACCACUCAGAGCUGUCCUACCAGGAGUCCUUCCACAGCUCCAUAAACCAAGGCCUGAACAAUGGGGACCUGGUGUUGAAGGAUAUCUCCAGAGCAGAUGAUGGGCUGUAUCAGUGCACAGUGGCCAACAACGUGGGCUACAGUGUUUGUGUGGUGGAGGUGAAGGUCUCAGACUCCCGGCGUAUAGGCGUGAUCAUCGGCAUCGUCCUGGGCUCUCUGCUCGCGCUGGGCUGCCUGGCCGUAGGCAUCUGGGGGCUCGUCUGCUGCUGCUGCGGGGGCUCCGGGGCUGGCGGCGCCCGCGGUGCCUUCGGCUACGGCAACGGCGGCGGGGUCGGCGGAGGGGCCUGCGGCGACUUGGCUAGUGAGAUCAGAGAGGACGCCGUGGCGCCCGGGUGCAAGGCCAGCGGGCGCGGCAGCCGCGUCACCCACCUCCUGGGGUACCCGACGCAGAACGUCAGCCGCUCCCUGCGCCGCAAGUACGCGCCUCCCCCCUGCGGCGGCCCCGAGGACGUGGCCCUGGCGCCCUGCACCGCCGCCGCCGCCUGCGAAGCGGGCCCCUCCCCGGUCUACGUCAAGGUCAAGAGCGCGGAGCCGGCUGACUGCGCCGAGGGGCCGGUGCAGUGCAAGAACGGCCUCUUGGUGUGAGCGCGCGCGCCGGGCCGGGCUGCGCCCCAGCCAGGAGGAGGGCGCGGGGCUCUCUGUCUGCAGCUGGGGACACGUCGGGGCUGGGGACGACCUCGCUCGCCCCAGGCUGCCAGGCGGCUGGGGGUGAAGGCAUUUCCCUAAGGAAAUGCGUAGGGAGGCAGAGCCUCCUCCCCAAAAGUGGGAAGGGGCGGGCGAGGGCGGAGGAAGGCGAUCCUGAGCCUUCUCCGCACCCCCGGGACCGAAGGCUUGGGGGAGAGGGAGGGAGGAGGAGGCUGAGUGUCCUAGAGCGGCUGAGGCCGGAGGCCUGGUGUCCCCAGCCUAAGCAGAGGGCCCCGGGGGCCGGGUGGGUGGGGGUCUGUCUGGACGAAUUGUUCUGUGUGUGAGGUCUGAGCUCUGAGGCAGCAGUGUUAGCACAAUAAAGAAACAUUGAGACGUGA
This is a messenger RNA of Homo sapiens (human), 1818 nucleotides long. It is a transcript of the gene VSIG8, whose product is annotated as V-set and immunoglobulin domain containing 8. The transcript is spliced from 7 exons. Bases 137 to 1381 code for a protein of 414 amino acids. NCBI's taxonomy places the organism in Eukaryota, Metazoa, Chordata, Mammalia, Primates, Hominidae. Gene Ontology annotation, cellular component: membrane. The record is from RefSeq and is marked validated.